This is a messenger RNA of Anthostomella pinea, 4722 nucleotides long. Lineage: Eukaryota; Fungi; Ascomycota; Sordariomycetes; Xylariales; Xylariaceae. The record is from the annotation of a GenBank genome assembly.
AUGGACCGUGAUAAGCCGACUCCAGCUGACACCGACGUGCCUGGUGGCUUCCCUGAGACACCCGCCUCACUUCCGGUUCACCAAUCUACUCCCAAAAAUGAGUUCCCACUUAACGCUAUGGGAGGUUCUGCGCCGGUGAGCACAUCUGGUAACACUGGUCUACCAGGUGUCGUGCCGCCAUGGCACACCGAUGAUCAUCCGCGCUCCCUCGAGGACCCAAGUGCCACCUCGUUAACCCACGGGCUCGAAUAUGGCCAGAUGCAGGAAGAUUCAGCCCGGCCAGCUGCAGACCGAAUGUCCUCCGAGCAUUCGGAGUCAACCGAAGUCCCGACAGAGCCUGUCUUCGAGCCUAUCAAGCCGGCGGCGGAACAGCCACCCAUGGACCGGAGUAAGAGCAGCGCCAGAAACGAAGACGACCUAUUCCGCGCCCUUUCCCGCCGUCGAAGUAGCGCCGGCUCCAAAGCCGAAUCUCAGGAGGACCAUGACGAGAUCGCGCGGCUGAUGUCACGCAUGUUCGGCCAGAAGCGCCAGCAGCAGAGCGAGGAGGAGAAGACCAGACACUCCGGCGUCAUAUUCCGCGACCUAACCGUUAUGGGUGCCGGACUCGGCGCGAGUCUACAACCCACGGUUGGCGAUAUCUUUCUGGGCCUCCCGCGGUUCUUGAAGAACCUAUUAACCAAGGGACCCAAGGCCGCGACCGGAAAGCCGCCCGUGCGAGAGCUCCUUAGUAGCUUCGACGGCUGUGUGCGGCCCGCUGAGAUGCUCCUCGUCCUUGGCCGACCGGGCUCUGGAUGCUCGACAUUCCUGAAGGUGUUCUGCAAUCAGCGUGCGGGUUACGAGGAGGUACGAGGAUCCGUGACGUAUGGCGGCACCGACUCGGAGACUAUGGCCAAGAAUUUCAGGGGCGAGGUCAUCUACAACCCCGAAGACGACCUGCACUACGCCACCCUGACGGUCAGACGAACCCUAAAAUUCGCCCUCCAGACACGAACCCCCGGCAAGGAGUCUCGGAUGGAAGGCGAGAGCAAACAGGACUAUGUCAACGAGUUCCUUAGAGUGGCGACCAAGUUACUGUGGAUCGAGCACACCAUGGACACGAAAGUCGGAAACGAAUACAUUCGUGGAGUCUCUGGCGGAGAGCGCAAACGUGUGAGUAUCGCCGAGGCUCUUAUCACGCGAGCCAGCGUCCAGGGCUGGGACAACUCGAGUAAGGGACUCGAUGCGUCGACAGCAGUGGAGUACGUCCAAUCAUUGCGAGCGAUGACCAACAUGGCCGAGACCUCGACUGCUGUGUCGCUGUACCAGGCUGGCGAGUCACUAUACGACCUGGUUGAUAAGGUACUGCUGAUCGACGAGGGUCAGUGUCUAUACUACGGGUCAUCCGAUCGAGCCAAGCUAUACUUCCUCGACCUGGGCUUUGACUGCCCGGACCGAUGGACCACAGCCGAUUUCCUCACAAGUGUGACAGAUCCUCACGGACGCAGUAUACGGCCGGGCUGGGAAGAUCGUAUUCCGCGAUCAGCACAAGAUUUCGCCCAAGUCUUCCGGAAGAGCGAGGCUUACCAGCGCAAUCUCGACGACAUUCGGGAGUACGAAACCCACCUCGAGGAGCAGACACGUGUGCGGGCCGAGAACACAUCAAAGCAGACCAAGAAGAAGAACUACACGAUUCCUUUCCACCAACAGGUCAUGGCUUUGACUAAGCGCCAGAUGCUUGUGAUGCUCGGAGAUAAACCCAGUCUCUUUGGGAAAUGGGGUGGCAUCGUAUUUCAGGGUCUCAUUGUGGGUAGUCUGUUCUUCAACCUCCCCGACACCGUAGCAGGCGCCUUCACCAGAGGUGGUGUACUCUUCUUCAUCCUGUUGUUCAAUGCCCUGCUGGCGCUUGCCGAGCAGACCGCCGCUUUCGAAUCCAAGCCCAUCCUGCUGAAGCACAAGAAUUUCUCCUUCUACCGGCCUUCCGCAUACGCACUGGCGCAGACUGUCGUGGACAUCCCCGCGGUCCUCAUCCAGGUGGUGCUGUUCGAUGUCAUCAUCUACUGGAUGGCCGGACUGUCCGCAACGGCCUCGCAGUUCUUCAUCUCAAUCCUCAUCUUGUGGCUGGUCACAAUGACAACGUAUUCGUUCUUCAGAGCCAUCUCGGCGGUCUUCAAGACACUGGACGAUGCCACCAAGGUCACCGGAGUCGCCAUUCAGAUUCUGGUGGUAUACACAGGCUACCUGAUCCCUCCUUCGAAGAUGCACCCGUGGUUCGGCUGGCUGCGGUGGAUCAACUGGAUUCAGUACGGGUUCGAGUGUCUCAUGUCCAACGAGUUCUAUAACCUGCAAAUGGACUGUGUGGAACCAUUCCUUGUUCCUGCGGGCCCAGGCACGUCGCUGCAGUAUCAGUCAUGCUCGUUGGCAGGGUCCCAGCCUGGAUCGACCACGGUUUCUGGCUCUGCCUAUAUCCAGGCGUCUUUCACUUACACGCGCGCCCACCUCUGGCGCAACUUUGGUUUCCUGUGGGCCUUUUUCUUCUUCUUCCUGGCUAUUGCCAUGAUUGGUAUGGAGCUGAUGAAGCCCAAUGCUGGCGGCGCUGCUGUGACGGUUUUCAAGCGCGGCCAGGUCCCGAAAAGCGUCCAGAAAUCAAUCGAGACCGGCGGCCGAAAGGGCAGCGGAAAAGACGAAGAAGCGGGUGCUAGCAACGAAAAGGUCAUUCCCUCGGGGGGAGAAAAUGAUUCCCAGCAGGGCAAGGACAAGAAGGCCAUGCAGAACGUGGCAAAGAAUGAGAUUGUGUUCACCUUCCAGGACGUCAACUACACUAUUCCGUGGCAAGGCGGCGAGAGGAAGCUCCUGCAAAACGUGCAGGGUAUUGUCAGGCCCGGAAAGUUGACUGCCCUCAUGGGGGCUUCUGGUGCCGGAAAGACUACACUGUUGAACACACUGGCUCAAAGAAUCACGACUGGUGUCGUCACUGGCGACUUCCUAGUCGACGGCCGACCUCUUCCGAAGUCAUUCCAGCGUAUGACCGGCUUUGCUGAGCAACAGGACAUCCACGAGCCCACUGCAACUGUGCGGGAGGCCUUGCAGUUUUCGGCGCUUCUCCGCCAGCCAAGGGAGGUCUCCAAGGAAGAAAAGUACGCGUAUUGCGAGACCAUCAUUGAGCUUCUGGAAAUGCAAGACAUCGCCGGCGCUACAAUCGGAAAGGUCGGGGAAGGCCUGAACGCGGAACAGCGAAAGAGACUCACCAUCGGCGUGGAACUUGCGUCCAAGCCCGAGCUGCUAAUGUUCUUGGACGAGCCUACAUCCGGUCUCGAUUCCGGCGCUGCUUUCAACAUCGUCAGAUUCCUGCGCAAGUUGGCUGAUUCUGGUCAAGCGAUUUUGUGUACUAUUCAUCAACCCUCCGCCGUUCUCUUCGAGAACUUCGACGAGCUUAUCCUGCUCAAGUCUGGAGGCCGUGUUGUCUAUGCCGGUGAGCUCGGCAAGGACAGCCAGAAACUGAUCGGAUACUUCGAAGGCAAUGGUGGUCACAAGUGUCCCCCGGAUGCCAACCCGGCCGAGUGGAUGCUCGAGGUGAUCGGUGCCGGCAACCCAGACUACAAGGGCCAGGACUGGGGCGACACCUGGCAGCAGUCCAAGGACUACCAGCAUCAGAGACAAGAGAUGGGGCAGAUGAUCGAGAAGCGCCGCAACGUCGAGCACUCCAAGAACGUCCAGGACGACCGCGAGUACGCGAUGCCGCUGUGGACGCAGACGAGUGCCGUCGUCCGCCGCUCCUUCGUCGCCUAUUGGAGAACGCCGAACUACAUCCUGGGCAAGAUGAUCCUCCACAUCUUCACGGGUCUCUUCAACUGCUUCACCUUCUACCGGCUGGGCUACUCGAGCAUCGACAUGCAGUCGCGGCUCUUCUCCAUCUUCAUGGUCCUGACAAUUUCGCCGCCGCUGAUCCAACAGCUGCAGCCUGUCUUCCUCAAGUCGCGCGUCAUCUUCCAGUCGCGCGAGAACAACGCCAAGAUCUACUCGUGGUUCGCGUGGACGACGGCCGCUGUCGUGGUCGAGAUCCCCUACUCCAUCGUCGCGGGCGCCAUCUAUUUCAACUGCUGGUGGUGGGGCAUCUCGGGCUGGCACAUGCAGGGCUUCCCGUCGGGCUUCACCUUCCUGUGCGUCAUCUUAUUUGAGCUGUACUACGUGGGCUUCGGGCAGGCCAUCGCGUCCUUCAGCCCCAACGAGCUGCUGGCGAGUCUGCUGGUGCCCAUCUUCUUCCUGUUCGUGGUGUCCUUCUGCGGCGUCGUCGUGCCGCCCGCCCAGCUGCCGAACUUCUGGCGCGAGUGGAUGUACUACCUCACGCCCUUCCACUACCUGUUGGAAGCCUUCCUGGCGACGGCGAUUCACAACCAGCCUGUGCGCUGCGACGCGGGCGAGUUCGCGCGCUUCUUGGCGCCGCCGGGCCAGACGUGCGACACAUACGUCGGCGCGUACAUCAGCCAGGCCGGCGGCAACGUGACAACGGGCGCCGACGGGCUGUGCGAGUUCUGCCAGUACGCGAACGGCGACCAGUUCGGGCGGCAGUUUAGCGUCUACUACAGCCACAUCUGGCGCGACUUUGGCAUCGUGUGCGGGUUCAUCGUGUUUAAUUACUUUGUUGUUUACGUGGCGACGUUUCUAAGGUUCCGGGGGAGGCACCCGCUGAAGGGGUUCUUGACGAAUAUGAAGGCUAAGAAGGCUAACAAGGCUAAUAAAAAAUAG